Molecule: messenger RNA, 1509 nt
Organism: Closterium sp. Naga37s-1
Lineage: Eukaryota; Viridiplantae; Streptophyta; Zygnematophyceae; Desmidiales; Closteriaceae
Source: the annotation of a GenBank genome assembly
UGGCGGACAUGGGCGGACAUGGUCGAUAAUUUUCAAGCGAAAGCUCUCAACACGCGGCUGCGAGUGCCACUGCUGUACGGAGUAGAUGCAGUGCAUGGGCACAACAACGUGUUGGGGGCGACUAUUUUCCCCCACCACGUGGGGCUGGGGGCGGCUGGGGAUGCCACGCUUGUAGAGGCCAUUGCUGCUGCUGUGGCCAAGGAAGUGGCAGCAACGGGAGUGCGGUGGACCUUUGCCCCAGCAGUCACUGUGUGCCUCGACCCUCGCUGGGGCCGCUGCUAUGAGAGCUACGGAGCGAACCCAGGGCUUGUAACAGAGCUUGCUAUAGCGGAGAUACGUGGAUGGAUGAAAGUGCCUCCCGAGGCGGGGAACUUUCCAGGAAACGUCUUCAUGGCGCCAACAGCAAAGCACUAUGUGGGGGACGGGGGCACGAGGGGAGGCGUGGACCGGGGGGAGACGGUUGGGGGGGAGGCGGAGCUGAGGAAGGUGCAUCUGCUGCCGUAUGUGGCGGCUGUAGCGGAGGGUGUGUCCACGAUCAUGGCCAGCUACAGCAGUUGGAACGGCACCAAGAUGCAUGGCAAUGGACGUGCUGCGCAGGCAGGGAGCUCGGCGAUGUGGGCUGCAUGGUGUCUGACUGGGAGGCAAACUCAGAUCCUCAGAACCCCCACUCGCUUCACCACCCUCUCACCCUCCAUCCCGCCACUCGUCACCCUCCACCCCUCUCCACCCCUGUCCACCCCUGCACCCCCUCCCCCUUCCAGCUAUCUCUUGACGGACGUGCUUCGCAAGGAGCUGGGCUUUGUGGGCCUCAUGGUCUAUCUCCUAACAGACGUGCUUCGCAAGGAGCUGGGCUUUACAGGCCUCAUGGUGUCUGACUGGGAGGCGCUCAAGGAACUUCCAGGAAGCUACGAGGACCAGGUUGCCCUCGGGGUUGCCCUCGGGGUUGCCCUGGUUGCCGGCCGAGCGGCAAGCCUAACCUAUAUCGGCUACCCGCCUGAAGACGACCGUUAUGAGAACGGGACGAGGAAAAGGCCGCUCGAAGCCACCCGGGAGGCGGCAGCAGCAUGGGCGAAGCGAGCAAGGAGUGUAGAAGCUGACCUUGGGAUUAUAGUUGUAGGGGAGCCACCUUAUGCCGAGUACAAGGGGGAUGAUCAGCAGCUGGAGUUGAGCGGCCCUGCCCGGUCGACAAUUUUCGGGAUUUGCGGGCGGAUUCCGUGCGUUGUGGUGGUGGUUUCCGGGCGGCCGCUGAAUGUUACGGGCAUGUUACCGCAUUUGGAUGCGCUAAUAGCCGCGUGGUUACCCGGGUCGGAAGGAGGGGGUGUAGCCGACGUGUUAUUUGAUGAAGUGGUGGAUUUCAAGGGUAAAUUACCCUUGCCGUGGUUCCGUUCGGUCAGGGACUUGCAGCCGGAUCACUCUUGGCCUAACCCGCCUCUGUUCCCCAUGGGGUUUGGGCUGAGUAAGGCUGGUGAGCUGAUUGGUAACAGGGUGGGAGGCGAGGGGCCACCAUAG